AUGGAUUUGUCUUUUGAAUUUGGUACGUCUAAUGUUCUUCAUGCUUUUACCCCUGGUGGAACGAAGAUAUGGAUUCCAUGUUGUGAUAGUGAAAUUAGACCAACUAUAGGUAUGAAAUUUUCAAAACUUGAUGAAGGUUUGCGUUUUUAUGAGUCCUACGCAGCUGUUGUAGGAUUUAUUACUAGAAAGUCGACGGUCAAAAAAAGAAAAAAUGGUAUUAUUUCUUUUCAAAUUAUUGUAUGUAAUAAAGUUGGGUUUAAAGAAAAACGAAAUAAUGUGGUGACAGAGAAAGUUGAUAGUAUCGGGAAAGAAGAUGAUAAUUUUGUAGAUGAUAUGAAUGUUGAAGAAGUGGUUGUUGGUCAAGAUAAAAAAGACUAUGAUUGUCAAGAAGCGAAUACUCCUAUGGUUAAAAGAAGAUUGUCUACUCGAGUUGUUUGUAAGGCAAAGAUGAUUUUAAAGUAUUGCGAAGAUGGAGGUUACAUUGUUUCUAAUUUUGAAGAAGGGCAUACUCAUCAUUUGUAUUCAUCCGAGAACUCUCAUUUUCAGAAUUCCAAAAGAAAGCUGACAAUGUUUCAUAAGAAGAUGAUAAUUGAUAAUUCAAAGGUGAAUAUUGGUCCUGUCAAGACAUACAGAAUGGUGAAGGAAUAUGUUGGUGGGUAUGAGAAUAUAGGCGCUAGUAGGAAUGACUUCAAAAAAUUUCAUAGAGAUUUGAAGGUGUAUAUUGAAGGAUCGGACGCCCAGAUGUUUGUUGAUAAUUUUAAGAGGAAAAAGUUGAUGUGGUCGGCUUAUUUUUUUGAUUACGAAAUGGAUGAAGACGACUGUCUAUGUAGAGCUUUAUGGGCAGAUCCUAUUUGCCGGAGAAAUUAUGCCGUAUUUGGUGAUAUGCUCUCGUUUGAUACAACCUACCAAAGCAACAGAUAUAAUAUGGUAUUUGGUCCAUUCACGGGAGUCGAUCACCACAAGAAAUGUGUCACUUUUGCUGCUGGUUUUAUUGCAAAGGAAGAUGUUGCUUCAUUCGAAUGGCUAUUUAGAACAUUUGUUAAGGCAAUGGGUGGUAGGGAGCCCAAUUGUUUAAUUACGGAUCAAGAUCCAGCUAUGAAAAUUGCUGUAGAUUCUGUUUUCCAACAAUGUGAGCACAGAUAUUUAUUUUAUUGUACUGCAACUAGAAUGAUUCAUUUGUGA
Chenopodium quinoa (quinoa) is the source of this 1182-nucleotide messenger RNA. Its product is annotated as protein FAR1-RELATED SEQUENCE 5-like. Gene Ontology annotation, biological process: regulation of DNA-templated transcription. The record is from RefSeq and is a predicted model, not a curated record. The coding region runs from base 1 to 1182 and encodes 393 amino acids. NCBI's taxonomy places the organism in Eukaryota, Viridiplantae, Streptophyta, Magnoliopsida, Caryophyllales, Amaranthaceae. The transcript is spliced from 3 exons.